Tilletiopsis washingtonensis is the source of this 1114-nucleotide messenger RNA. RefSeq lists its product as hypothetical. The coding region runs from base 200 to 856 and encodes 218 amino acids. Lineage: Eukaryota; Fungi; Basidiomycota; Exobasidiomycetes; Entylomatales. The transcript is spliced from 3 exons. The record is from RefSeq and is a predicted model, not a curated record.
CUCAGGCGGUACGUCCCGCUCCUGUCCGCCUCCUUUAUGCGCCGGCUGAUGUCUCGCAUCCUCAGCCUACCCCGACGUCACCUCCGCCGAGGUACGCUUCCUCACGCUGCGCAGCGCAGCGGAGCUUUUGCGCGCCGAGAUACCGCGCGAAGCACGCGCUCGCUCCCAUGUCUCGGGCGCCGAGAAGGCGGCAAAAGAGAUGGUGAAGGAGCUCCAAGCUGCUUUGCAGCAUGGAAUAGAUGUCGGAGUCGCUUCAAACACCAAGUACACUCGACAAAUCGGACGAGGAGCGACACCCCACGUUACGGCCAAAGGGAUGGAGCCCCGGGUCCGCACCGCCAAGAUCCUGUCCGGACGCAUGUACGAACGCAUGGCUGAAGCACGCGUGAUCCAGCCCGAAGUUCGGCCUCUGCCUACACUCGACAUCGUCGAGCUGUACAAGCUGCCCGGCCGACGACGACAAGACUCACUCAGCGAACAGGACUUUUGUCGAUCCAUAGAAGCGAGCUAUGCACAGGCAAGACACUGCGCCUCGCAUUUGCGUUACGGGCUGCGAGCGUCAAACGCGCGCGAAACGGCCGCCCGAAGCGCGUUGAGAGCGCUCGAGCUCGAAGUGCUCGCGGCGCGAGAGGCGCUGAGGGAGUGUCGACGCGCCGUGGUGGCGGAGGCAGUGCGUGUCGGAGAGACGCAGUUGCUGCCGAGAGCGGAGAAGCACGGGGGGAGGGAGGAUGAGGUGGAGCAAGGAGCGAGAAGGAGAUUGAGGGAGGUGCUGAAGCAGUGCAACGAGCUGGGACGCGCGGCGGAUGUACCGCCUGAGGAUGAGGAUGGCGCGGGAUGGGACUUGCUCAUGGCCUGAGGACGCCUCCCCUUCUCUCGCCACGCGUGGAUGGUCAAUCUAUACCCUCACCAGUCCAUCAGCACGACGUAAGGGGGAUAGCGUGGGUAUGAUUGCUAUGUACUGCCAGCCCUGGCUGCGAGGGGAAAGACUACAAGACACGAUCUAGGGGCACGAACGAGGCCAGCGGGUCCGAGCGAAGGGAUCGAGACAAGAGUCAUGGAGCGCAAAGGAGGGCGAAAGGGGCAGACGCUGUGGGAUGAGUGUGCUGGCGGGCGG